Molecule: messenger RNA, 618 nt
Organism: Aplosporella prunicola CBS 121167
Lineage: Eukaryota; Fungi; Ascomycota; Dothideomycetes; Botryosphaeriales; Aplosporellaceae
Exons: 3
Biological process (GO): mitochondrial translation
Cellular component (GO): mitochondrial large ribosomal subunit; mitochondrial ribosome
Molecular function (GO): structural constituent of ribosome
Source: RefSeq, a predicted model, not a curated record
GCGCGCGGCAGCAGCACUCCAAUCGCAUCGACUACGCCGAGCUUCAUCGCCGCAACCACCUCGACCGGUUCGCACCACCAACAGCGCCGCAGCAAGCACGACCGCUCCCGCAACCGCGGCGUCUCCGUCAUCCGCCGGACGGGCUUCCGCCCCCGCCAGACUUUCGCCGUCUCCGUUGAUGAACUGCCCCGCCCGGUUCUGGACCCGGCUCGCAGACCAAAGGUCAAGGUCGACGACGACCAUGGCCUGUGGCAGUUCUUCCACCCGGAGAAGAAGCUGCUGCAUACGCCUGAGGAGGACUCGGCGCACGGCCGCUCGUGGACAGUGCAGGAGCUGCGCUCCAAAUCCUGGGAGGACCUGCACGGCCUGUGGUGGGUGUGCGUCAAAGAGCGCAAUAGGCUCGCGACCGAGGCGUAUGAGCGCAAGCGCAUCGAUGCCGGCUACGGCGACUACGAGGCCCAGGGCCGCGACGAGACGAUCUGGAAAACGAUGAAAAACAUCAAGCACACGCUAACAGAGCGGUGGUACGCAUGGGAGAACGCGCGGCAAGACGCGCUCUCGGACGCCGAGGUCGACCUCUCCGGCUCCGGGCAGGCGUACAAGCCUAGCUACAACCCG